This is a messenger RNA of Mytilus trossulus (common blue mussel), 2764 nucleotides long. RefSeq names its product septin-11-like. The transcript has 11 exons. Lineage: Eukaryota; Metazoa; Mollusca; Bivalvia; Mytilida; Mytilidae. Gene Ontology annotation, molecular function: molecular adaptor activity; GTP binding; GTPase activity. The record is from RefSeq and is a predicted model, not a curated record. Bases 95 to 1435 code for a protein of 446 amino acids. Gene Ontology annotation, biological process: cytoskeleton-dependent cytokinesis; intracellular protein localization. Gene Ontology annotation, cellular component: septin complex; cell division site; microtubule cytoskeleton.
UCUUAUUGUUUUUGGAAGUGUAAACACUCCGCACUGAAUACUUCCGGGUCAUAUUUUUAGAUCUGCGGUUUCUUUCUUUGAAAAAAAGACCAGAAUGUCAGCCCCAGAAGUGCCAUUGAAGAUAGAUGAAAAUGAGGAAAGUGUUGAUAAUAUCUCAGUUUCAUCAACAAGUGAUACUGGAGAAAAAUUAUCAUUAAAUGAAGUGGCUCCAUCAGGAGAGCCUAAGGCAGCCCCUCUGAGGACACUGAAUCUGAAUGGCCAUGUUGGUUUUGACAGCCUCCCAGACCAAUUGGUCAAUAAGUCAAUCAGUGGAGGUUUCUGUUUUAAUAUCCUAUGUCUUGGAGAGACAGGUAUUGGAAAGUCCACCAUGAUGGAUACUUUAUUUAAUACUCAUUUCGACUCUACUCCCAGUACACAUGAUUUACCUGGUGUAAAACUGAAGGCCAGUACAUACGAAUUACAAGAAAGCAAUGUGAGACUGAAGUUGACCAUCUGUGACAGUGUUGGUUUUGGGGACCAAAUAAACAAAGAAGACAGCUGGAAGCCAUUAGUUGAUUACAUAGACAGCCAGUUUGAAGUAUAUCUACAGGAGGAGCUAAAGAUCAAAAGAUCUCUUCAUAACUUCCAUGACACUCGUAUCCAUGCCUGUCUCUACUUUAUUGCACCAACAGGUCACUCACUGAAGGCAUUGGAUCUUGUAACAAUGAAGAAAUUAGACAGUAAAGUGAACAUUAUCCCAGUGAUAGCUAAGGCUGAUACCAUUACUAAAGCUGAACUACAGAAGUUUAAAGCUAAGAUCAUGACAGAACUUAUGUCUAAUGGUGUACAGAUAUACCAGUUCCCUACUGAUGAUGAAACUGUAGCUGAUACUAACAAAGUUAUGAAUUCCCAUUUACCCUUUGCUGUAGUAGGCAGUAGUGAUGAAAUAAAACUUGGAAACAAGAUGGUGAAAGCUAGACAGUACCCAUGGGGAACAGUACAAGUUGAAAAUGAAAAUCAUUGUGAUUUUGUCAAACUGAGAGAAAUGCUGAUCAGAACAAAUAUGGAGGACCUAAGAGAGAGCACCCAUAAAACUCAUUAUGAAUUGUACAGAAGGAACAAACUACAGGAUAUGGGUUUCUCAGAAUCAGAAUCUCAAAGUCUGUCUGAGACAUAUGAACUGAAAAGACAACAACACUUAACUGAACUGAGCAGGAAAGAAGAAGAGAUGAGACAAGCUUUCGUUAUCAGAGUGAAAGAAAAGGAAGCUCAUCUUAAAGAUACAGAAAAAGAGCUGCACGACAGGUUUGAUGCAUUGAAGAAGAAACAUGCAGAAGAAAAGAAGAAAUUAGAGGACAGUAGGAAGAGAUUAGAGGAUGAAGUUAAUGCUUUCAAUGACAGAAAGGUGGCCUACCAACAGCACUCAUCUACCCUGGGCAAAAAAGGAAAACGAUAAACAUUACAUUACAAUACAAAUUAUAGUACUGCCAAAACUGUAAAGUUACUGAUAUUAUAGGUACAAAAACCUUCAAUAAGUUGUAGUGUAGAAAAAUGAAGAAGUUGGCGUCGUAGAUGGCAAUAUUCUGAAUUGAAGUAAACUUUAAAAUGGGUUUUUGUUUAAGGAGAGAUUUCUUCUUCUUCUAUUUUAGAGUUAAUGAAGAUUAAGCUAAGUCUUCAGAAAUGUUUUAUUAAGUGAAAAGAAAUGUAUGAAAAAUUAUUACAGGGCAAGAAUUGUUAACAUUUUUUUGCUUUCACUUAGAAAAUGAAUUUAGAAUAGAAUCUUUGAAUGAUUGAGCAUUUCCCAGAUUUAGGCUGCUAUAUAAAGUUUUACUUGUGCAAUUAAUGAAACAAAACCUACGGUACUAAAGUCUUGCCAUUAGAUCAAAUACAAAGCAAUCAUGAUUGUAUUGUGUCAAUAAAACUUUUUAAAUGUUAUCCACCACUUAGUAUUUCAGCAUUGAUAUUGUACUUAUAUUUUAAAUGUUAGUUAUGUAUAAGUAGUCUUCAUGUAUUGUUUUAUUCCUUAUACUCUGAUGUAUAUUUGAACUUAUUUUCUAUACAUUUUUUACUAUUUAAAUCACUGACCCAUUGCAAAAAAUGACAAAAUUAAACUUCCAUGGACAAAUAAUUUCAGGGGGGAUAACUCCAGAUCUUCUGUAAAAAAAUAUUGAAAACAUGUUUGGUUUAAAGAGAGGAGUGCAUAAUUUAACACUUUUAAAUGUGUCAAAAUCAAAUUGAUUUUAUUGAAUCUCAGUUUCUAAUUUAUAUGUGCUGUCUUUUGUUUUAAGUGUAUACAUGAUGCUAACUAGGUUGUUUAGCAUAAUAAUAUUAUAUAAAAUUGAUCAUGUAUGUAAUCAAUUUAUUUAUUAAUAUUUCCUUACUUAUUAAUGUAAUUUUGUGUAUAGUACAUGUAUAAAAUGGUUAGUGAAUAAGAAUAUUAUGAAUUCCAUAUGUUUUUGGCUUUCUUUAUGGAUUUUUAAAUUAAUUUUCUGUUUAAGAUGAAAAGGUCUUUAAUUUCUUUCUCUUCUAAUAGUUAUGUUACCAUAUUGUUGACAAUCUUUGAUGUCUUAGUUUUAGUGCUUAUUCUAAAAGGACCAGUUUUCACAGCUUUCACGUCUCAUCUCCAAAACCAUUUGCAUUUAUAAAUGUUUGUCUUGUCCAGUAUAAACUUUUACUAUGCAAAUUUAACAUGUGUCAAUGUAUUUCUAAUUUGUGCUGAUGUUUUUGUAUGCAUUUUGUAUCUAGUCACUAUAGCUUUUGUUUAAAACAAACAAAAAAAAUAUCA